AUGGAGCUCAACAAGGCUUCAGCAAACUCGACCCUGAGCGACACACCUGGGCAGGUCCCAAAUGAUGGAACUGGCAUCAUCCAGAUGGAUGGCUACCUUGAGCCCUUCAAGGACGCGCUCAAGAGCCGCUUUUCCAAAGCGCAGAAGUGGAUCCAGACCAUUGAAGAGACCGAGGGCGGCUUGGAGAACGCUCAGGGUUACGAGAAGUUCGGCUUCAAUGUCCAGCCCAAUGGCGACGUAGUGUACCGCGAAUGGGCCCCGAAUGCCCUACGCGCCUACCUCAUCGGUGACUUCAACGACUGGAACCGCGAUGCGACGCCCAUGACCAAGAAUGACUUUGGUGUCUUCGAGGUGACGGUGCCUGGCAAGAACGGUCAGCCUACUAUUCCCCACGACUCUAAGAUCAAGGUAUCAUUCGUCGUUCCCAACGACCAUGCGCGCCAGGAACGCCUCCCAGCCUGGAUCACCCGAGUGACCCAAGACCUCAACGUCUCCCCCGUAUACGAUGCCCGCUUCUGGAACCCUCCCCAGAAGUACGUCUGGAAGAACCAGCGGCCGCCCAAGCCCCAGAGCGCACGCAUCUACGAAGCCCACGUUGGCAUUUCCUCCCCCGAGCCCAAGGUAGCGACCUACAAGGAGUUCACCCGUAAUAUCCUACCUCGCAUCAAGCACCUGGGAUACAACACUAUACAGUUGAUGGCCGUUAUGGAGCAUGCGUACUACGCGAGUUUCGGAUAUCAGAUCAACAGCUUCUUCGCUGCAAGCAGCCGCUAUGGCUUCCCAGACGAUCUGAAGGAGCUUAUUGACACUGCGCACGGAAUGGGCAUUACCGUCUUGUUGGACAUGGUACACAGCCACGCAUCUAAGAACGUGCUUGACGGUCUCAACAUGUUCGACGGCAGCGACCAUUUGUACUUCCACGAGGGCGCCAAGGGACGACACGAGCUGUGGGACAGCCGACUGUUCAACUACGGUCACCACGAGGUUCUGCGCUUCUUGCUCAGCAACCUGCGCUUCUGGAUGGAGGAGUACCACUUCGACGGUUUCCGCUUCGACGGAGUCACCAGCAUGCUGUACACCCACCACGGCAUUGGAACGGGCUUCUCGGGCGGUUACCACGAAUACUUCGGUCCUUCGGUCGACGAGGAGGCAGUAGUCUACCUUAUGAUCGCUAACGAGCUACUGCACAAGCUCUACCCCGACUCCAUCACCAUCGCGGAAGACGUUUCCGGUAUGCCUGGUCUUUGCGUAGCACUCUCGUUAGGUGGAAUAGGGUUCGACUACAGAUUGGCCAUGGCUGUACCCGAUCUCUACAUCAAGUGGUUGAAGGAGAAGCAGGAUAUUGACUGGGACAUGGGUGCUCUUGUCUUCACUUUGACAAACCGAAGGCACGGCGAGAAGACCAUUGCCUAUGCAGAGAGCCAUGACCAAGCGUUGGUUGGAGACAAGACUCUGCUCUUCUGGCUUUGCGACGCGCAAAUGUACACCAACAUGUCGGUUCUUUCGGAGCUGACCCCCGUCAUCAACCGAGGCUUGUCCCUGCAUAAGCUGAUCCGUCUGAUCACACAUGGUCUGGGAGGUGAGGGCUACCUGAACUUCGAAGGCAACGAGUUCGGCCACCCUGAAUGGCUCGACUUCCCCCGUGAAGGCAACAACAACAGCUUCCACUACGCCCGCCGCCAGUUCAACCUUCCAGAUGACGAGCUCCUCCGCUACAGGUUUCUCAACGAAUUCGACAGCAAGAUGCAAUGGACAGAGGAGAAGUACGGAUGGCUCCAUUCGCCUCAAGCCUACGUCAGUCUUAAACACGAGGGCGACAAGGUCAUUGUAUUUGAGCGUGCUGGACUGCUGUGGAUCUUUAACUUCCAUCCUCAGGAGAGCUUCACUGAUUACCGUGUUGGUGUUGAGCAGGAAGGUACCUAUCGUAUUGUUCUGAGUACCGACAACAAGGCUUUUGGUGGACAUGGCAACGUUGACGAGACUACGAGGUUCUUCACCACGCCAUUUGCGUGGAACGAGAGGAAGAACUUCUUGCAGGUGUACAUUCCUAGCAGGACUGCUAUCGUGCUUGCGCUCGAGAGCACUUUGUGA
Alternaria atra is the source of this 2091-nucleotide messenger RNA. RefSeq lists its product as uncharacterized. NCBI's taxonomy places the organism in Eukaryota, Fungi, Ascomycota, Dothideomycetes, Pleosporales, Pleosporaceae. Bases 1 to 2091 code for a protein of 696 amino acids. The transcript has 6 exons. Gene Ontology annotation, biological process: glycogen biosynthetic process. Gene Ontology annotation, molecular function: hydrolase activity, hydrolyzing O-glycosyl compounds; cation binding; 1,4-alpha-glucan branching enzyme activity. Gene Ontology annotation, cellular component: cytoplasm. The record is from RefSeq and is a predicted model, not a curated record.